GGCGCGGCGCGGGGCUGCAGACGGCGGCGCGGGCAGGGAGCGGGGCCGCCUUUCCGGCCGCGGCGAGGAGCGCAGUUGCGGGGCUUGCGGCAAGAUGCUGAAGGCGGCGGCCCUGGUGUGCGUGUACGCGGCAGCCUGGUGCAGCCCGGCGCUGGCGGCGGCGGCCGGGGGCAGAGCGGACAACGGCAAUUUUCUGGACGAUAAACAAUGGCUCACCACCAUCUCCCAGUACGACAAGGAGGUCGGGCAGUGGAACAAAUUCCGAGACGAUGAUUAUUUUCGCACAUGGAGUCCGGGUAAACCAUUUGAUCAAGCUUUAGAUCCAGCUAAAGACCCGUGUUUAAAGAUGAAAUGCAGUCGUCAUAAGGUCUGUGUUGCACAGGAUCAACAAACUGCUGUUUGCAUUAGCCACCGAAGGCUUACACACAGUAUGAAAGAGGCUGGUUUAGGCCAUAAACAGUGGAGGGGUGGUCCCAUUUCAUCAAACUGCAAGCAGUGUCCAGUAGUUUAUACCAAUCCUGUUUGUGGAUCAGAUGGUCACACAUAUUCUUCUCAGUGCAAAUUAGAAUACCAAGCUUGUGUCUCAGGAAAACAGAUCUCAGUGAAAUGUGAAGGACGUUGCCCUUGCCCUUCUGACAAAUCCACAAACGCAGGCAGAAGCGAUAGGAGAGUUUGCAGUGACCUGGAAUUUAGGGAGAUCGCAAACAGGUUGAGAGACUGGUUUAAGGCACUUCAUGAAAGCGGAAUUCAGAACAAGAAGACUAGGAUUGUUCAAAGGCCUGAAAGAACCAGAUUUGAUACCAGCAUUUUGCCAAUUUGCAAAGACUCCCUCGGCUGGAUGUUCAACAGGCUUGAUACGAACUACGACCUGUUGUUGGACCAGUCAGAACUUGGAAGCAUUUACCUUGACAAGAAUGAGCCGUGCACAAGGGCGUUCUUCAAUUCCUGUGACACAUACAAGGAUAGUUUGAUAUCUAACAAUGAGUGGUGCUACUGCUUCCAAAGACAGCAAGACCCACCUUGCCAGACGGAACUCAGCAACAUUCAGAAGCAGCAAGGAGGAAAGAAGCUCCUAGGGCAGUACAUACCCUUAUGUGAUGAAGAUGGAUAUUACAAACCAAGUCAGUGCCAUGGAAGUGUAGGGCAGUGUUGGUGCGUUGACAGAUAUGGCAAUGAAGUAACAGGAUCCAGAACAAACGGUGUGGCAGAAUGUGCUAUUGAUUUAGAGACGUCAGGGGAUUUUGCUUCUGGUGAUUUCCAUGACUGGACAGAUGAUGAAGAUGAUGAUGAUGAAAUAAUGAAUGAUGAAGAUGAAAUUGAUGACGAUGAUGAAGAUGAAGGAGAUGAUGAUGUGGAUGACGACGAUGAUCACGAUGGAUAUAUUUGAUGAUAUUAGGAGGGUGGAUGAAUUGUAUCUUUCUAAAAUUCACAGUACGACAUUUCACAAAAUCCCUUUGCUCUUCAAGAUCAAAAGGAUUCUAACAAAUGUGUAUAUUUUGUAUGAUUAUUUCGAACAUUGCAGCUGGAGUCAUAGACUUUUUUGUUUAAAUAAGAGUAAUUAUAUUAUGUGCUUUUGAGUUUUUAAAUGCCUUUGCGCUGAAGAAAACACAUUGGAAGCGUAGCCUGAAGAAGAAAAUGUUAUGUGCUACUGAACAUAUAAAUGAUAUAAUGUAGAAAAUACACUAUUGAGACCAGUUCUUUUAAGACCUCUGUGAAAAGUUAUUUCCCUUCCCUGGACCCUGUGCAUGUCCUCUUCAGGACACUUACUGUAACUUCAGUUCUGUCAGGCACAGCAGGCUUUGCAAGUUGCCUGCUUAAUACAAGAAAAACACGGUGCAGGAGAAAAACUUUGAUGCACAAGUAGCAUCUUACCAGCCUUUAAUUAACCAAAGGUAAGGAGGAAAAUUAACAGGAGGGAAAAAUGAACGAAGUCCUCAUUUGUGUUUGCAUUUGGAGUUGUUUUUUAAUAGGACACGGCUAGGUUCUUGAAGGGAUUUUUCAAAAGCAGUCUCACAGACGAGCACUAAUUCUGUAAAUUAAACAUUUCCUUGACUUUUCUUUUCCUUUUUUUCAUGUUGAGGUUGUCUAGGCUUAAAGGUUAUUUACUCAAACAUUAAUUCACCCUUUGUUGUUUUUCAGUAUGUCUCUCUAAUCAGAUUACCGUAAAAUAGUUAACAUGGGGAAAAAAUUGAGUAAAAUGAUAUUACCUUUAUAUAUGACUGUGUUUCAGAGUAUUGACAGUUGGCCCAGCAUCGUUUUUAAAAAGUGCAUAAUUAUACCUUUUAUUUUCUAAAUUCAGGAAAUAGUUUUGCAUCUUUAUCUUAACUCAUGUUGUUUUCUGUUACUAGUGCAGAAACUUAGCGAAAGUAUUGUAAAGGUGCCUUGCAAAAAUAGAGAUAGAGAGACUUGAGCAUGCAUACCAGUAUAGGUUGUUAGGCAAUAGCUGAGCACACCCAAUUACCAAAUUAAUGCCAGUAUAGGUUACUGCUGCUGGAAUGAAGAAAACAGAUUAUUUUUUUUCCUACUGUUAUGUAACUACCAUGUGGAUUAGAUCAUAAUUAUUGUGUAGAGUAGCACUUAAGAUUUGACUGUAGAGAAAAUUUCUUUAAUCACUGUAUUUAUGUUAGCAUGUUAAUUAAUUGUGUAGAAACUUUGGGACUCCGCCAUCUUCAUAUCACAUCUAUUGCUUUCUGCCCACAAUAAAGUUGACUUGACCUGUAUAAUGUAAUACUACAGGUUGUAUGAUUUCAAAACUGGAUUACUGGUUUCCCAUCAGUAAUUAAAAGGAAAAUCAGUUUAUUAUUUGAAUUAAUUUUUACACAUUAAAUACAAAAUUUAAUGUUUAUCCUAUGUGAUAUUGAAAAGUAUACUGCAUUUUAUUUUUUACUGUUUCUGUAUAGUUUGCAAAAUAAAGACUCUUGUAACCAACUUUUUUGCCAACACAGCCCAUCAUUUUGAAUUUUUGCAUAGUUUGAAAUUAUGAAACAGAAAAAUUCAUGUUUCAGAUACAUUUCAUCUAUAAAAACAUGUAUUUAUUUAUAUUAAAAAGCAUUUUUUUAUUAUUUUAUUUCCAGUAAAUAAUUUUGGAUUGAGGCAAAACCCAUUAUGGACUUCUAUUUUUCUGUAUUUUUUUUUUCUGAAUUUUCUAUAGAUUUGUUAUAUACUUCUGUGGCAUUGUCUUCAUUAUAUAAUUAAGAGAGACGUACUUUUGUUUAAACUCAGUCAUAAUUUGUGGGACAUAGGUGUAUUAUUUUCUUAAAAUAAAAAUAGCUAGGGGUUUGCCAGUCAAAUACAAUGGGAUUUUAUCAGAGAACAGUUUCUUAUGGAUGAAAUUAACUGAUAUAUAAAUUGAUUUUAAAUAAAGAAGCUGAAGAUAAGUUGUUGUCA
Tympanuchus pallidicinctus (lesser prairie-chicken) is the source of this 3387-nucleotide messenger RNA. RefSeq names its product SPARC (osteonectin), cwcv and kazal like domains proteoglycan 3 (gene SPOCK3). The transcript is spliced from 11 exons. The coding region runs from base 95 to 1387 and encodes 430 amino acids. Lineage: Eukaryota; Metazoa; Chordata; Aves; Galliformes; Phasianidae. The record is from RefSeq and is a predicted model, not a curated record. Gene Ontology annotation, molecular function: calcium ion binding; protein binding.